GGGAAGAUGGCGGCGGCGACGGUCGCGCGGUGGUGGCGGGCCGGGCUCCCGGGGCUGCUCGUGCUGCUGGUGCUGCGCGGGGCCCGCGCCGAGCAGACCGAGGAGCACCUGAAACGGGAGCACUCGCUCAGCAAGCCCUACCAGGGUGUUGGAUCUUCCAGUUCCUCUCUCUGGGACCUUAUGGGCAAUGCCAUGGUCACAACUCAGUACGUCCGCCUCACACCGGACAUGCAGAGCAAACAGGGGGCCGUGUGGAACAGAGUGCCUUGUUACCUCCGAGACUGGGAGAUGCAGGUCCAUUUUAAAAUCCAUGGGCAAGGCAAGAAGAACCUGAAUGGGGACGGCUUUGCCAUCUGGUACACCAAGGAUCGCAUGCAGCCAGGGCCCGUGUUUGGGAGCAAGGAUCACUUUCUGGGGCUGGGGGUGUUUGUAGACACCUACCCCAAUGAGGAGAAGCAGCAGGAGGCUCAGAAGAGGAGGUAUACCCCUGGAAAUCAGCAUGUGUUCCCCUACGUCUCCGCCAUGGUGAACAAUGGCUCUCUCACCUACGACCAUGACCGGGAUGGACGGCCCACUGAGCUCGGAGGCUGCACGGCCACGGUGCGCAACCUGAACCAUGACACCUUCCUGGUGGUCCGCUACGUCAAAAGGAGGCUGACGAUCAUGAUUGACAUUGAUGGCAAGCACGAGUGGCGGGACUGUAUUGACAUGCCGGGGGUCCACCUGCCAAGGGGAUACUUCUUUGGGACCUCUUCCGUCACUGGAGACCUCUCAGAUAACCAUGACAUCAUUUCUCUGAAACUCUACCAGCUGACGGUUGAGCGGAGUCCAGAGGAGGAGAAGCGGGACAAAGAGGUGUUUCUGCCCGUUGUGGACAACCUGAAACUGCCCGGAGUGGAGGCCCCACUGGAACCCAUGAGCAGCCUGGCCCUGUUCUUAAUUGUCUUCUUCUCGCUGGUCGCCCUGGUGUUUGCCAUCGUCAUCGGAGUCAUAGUCUACAACAAAUGGCAGGAACAGAGCCGGAAACGCUUCUACUGACCUAGGCGCCUGCCCAGCCCCUUCCCUCGGCACACGAGCAGCUCUGCUGGAGUGGGUUGGCACGUGCCAGAGGCUAGCUGAAGAGAAGCCCUUGCCUGCUCAGCCCAGACUUUCCAGAGCCCCUUCGGAUGGCUGCUUCUUUGCUGGCCCCCAUGGGGACCGCUGCGGUCUCUCUUUGAGGCUCCCAGCAGGAGUGGACGUCCUGGAUCACAUGGGGAGCAGGCUUCGUGUGACACGUAGCGCUUCAGGAGACUCUCGAGGGUGGUGCAGUGACAGAUGGGCCGUCCCCCAGCAGCUCUUGCUUUGCAAGAUGUUUAGAAGAUGCUUGGGGCGGGUGUAGCCGACUGCUGUGUCGUUUCCGUGUUGGUGAGCCUUACGUGUGCUAUCUGGGGAUGUUCCACAGCCCAGCUAGGAGGCCAGGCACUGAAGACUGUAAAAUCCUAGAAAAGCCCCUCUGGCUUAAGGGUGAAACUUGGCCAAACCAAACGUUUCUUGCUGGUAAGAGGAGUAGUGUCCCGGCUCCCUGGCCCUGCCCCCGCUGCUCGCGGCCUGCGUUGCCGUCCAGGUGGCUUUGCUGCCUGAGGCUGGUUGGGAAGGCCGAGCUCAUCUGCCCCAGGCAGCUUGAAAUCUUUAAUCCUGGUUUUGCCAUAGCACAGCUGAAUCCUGCACCCUGAACGAAAUAUUCCACGUCUCGCUGCUGCUCCUCGUUUGCAAGUGGGGAACGGGCAGCUGUGCUAAAGGAAAACCCCUCGUUUUACAGUCACCCCAGUACGGUCUGGGCAUGAACACAGAUAUUGGCUACUGGCCUCCCAGUGCCACCCUGAUCCUGCCUGAUCUACCAGCACGAUGGCAGGGAAAGCAAGGGCUCUUCCAGGCUGCAGGCUGGCCUUGAUGCUGCACGGUCUUCUCAGCCUCUGAUGGAAAUUGACCUGAGCUGCUUCCAUUCAGUGCCUCCACGAUGCCAUGCUAGCCUGUGCUCACCUCCCCGUUCUCCCCGACAGCCGGGCUUUCCAGCCAGGGCUAAGGGGGUUUGCGCUGGUGAAGCAUGCACUAAAGAGUCUCAAUGCAGCCUGGUGAGACCAGGCCAGUCUGAGAAACCGUCUGGAUCCCGGGCUCAUUGCACAAGGGUCGGUACGUCUGCGUGCAGGGUCUCCAUGACGCUUGUUGCUGAGCAUGGGAAUGUGGUGGGCAAGGGACAGCUAGUCCCAACCCACUUCCCGUUCGUUCACACGAAGCCAGGUCACGUUGCUGGGGUGGGGUUCAUGUUGCUGUCCACAUGCAUGGACUCGCACAGCGACUCUGCCUGUUUUAACACUGGGUUCCAUUGUGAUAACCACUUGCUGCUGUCAGGGGGGCCUGUCCCUCCACCGCUGGGUCAGUCUGCAUGCACUGCUGCCUUCCUCCCUUCUGUACAUCCCGGCUUGGAGCGCAGGGGCUAUUUGCAUGUCACCAGGUCCUGUUAGUGGUGUAGGUGUGAUGUGAAAAGGCUCUGUUCUUUCUUCCUCGCCCAGAAACCUGAUGCCAGCAUUUGUACGUGGUCCCUUUGUGUUUGUGAAGGAUCUAGAUCUGGUUGUUGUAACCAGGAGUUUGGAAGCGUGCUGGCAAAGGAAGGUCAGAGGGUUUAUUGGCCUGGCGGAGACCUUAGCUAUGAUUGGGAGAGUUCUGAUCUCUACAAAAGCUUUGCUGCCUUUCAGGGAGGGUUAGUUAUUUCCUACCUCAAUGACUGCUGUGUUUUAGUGAGUUCUUGCUUUCUGUAGGUCCUGCUGAGGGUGCUGAGUCGCUCAUAAUACCGAUGCAGAGGGGGGAGAAGGGUCCCCUGGAAAUUCUGGGUAUAACACUUUGUCCCUGACACUGUUCCAUUCUGUAGUGUCAACAGGCCUGUAGCUGUGAGCUCCAUGUGGACAAGGCUUGGCUGGCUCGACACAACACACCAGAGCCAUGUUCUCACCUUAACCUAGCCAACCACGUCUAGCUGGAUCUCGUGCCCUUGUUACAGUGACAGUAAAACCAGCCCCUGACGGCUCCUCCCUGCCUGUCAAGCCAUCUCUGGGGCCCAAUAAUGAGGGCUGGGAUGAGGAGAAGGUCUGAGCUGAGGAAAUGCCAGGACUCCUCAGAGGAACCUGCCCUUUGAAGGAGGAAGGUUUAGAUUCAGAAAGUCCUCUCCCUUCCAAUUCCUGUCACGGCAGCAGAGCCUGGAUUCCUGAUGUCUCUGCACCCAAGGGUGGCCAUGGCCCAACUAAGUAAAGAACAUGGUUAUUAGCGAAGACUUUCAAAAGACUUGUGAUUUUUUUUUUUUUUUAAGUGCCUCAGUUUUUGGGCACCUAACUGGAGACAUCUUAAAAAGCCUCCCUGUUUGGAGCAGGGCUCCCAGCCCCUUGUGAAAACCAGGCCCCUUUCAGGGGUCUCCGGCUGGGCACCCAAAAUCCCCAAUUGCUUUUGAAAGUCUUGUAUGUAAACCCUGCCCUGCUCCGGGAGUGGCCAGCCAGGGGCACUGGGACAGGUGCGGUCACCAGCAUUGCUCCUGGAGCUGGGCUAACAUGGCCCAGCCAGGAAGCAGCUGUUGUAGCCGGUGCUCCGCAGGGAGUGAGAGGCAGCAAGCGGCGUUGUUAACCGAAGGGUUCCUGAGAUCUGCUGGUGGUGUGCCCUGUUGGGCAGGAGCUGCCAGUACCAGUGGCCAGAUGGACGCUGCAAUCUGCAGCCUUAAUGCGAUGGACUUUACAGAGGCACGAGACUUGAUCAGCAGAGGUGCAGGUGAGAAACUGCGCUCUUUACCCAGACCGCAGGUAGCUCAUGGCCUGGGGGUGAGGGUGAAAUAGGGCAGGGGGAAGCCAAGUGACUUACUGCAGCUCCUGGUAUGGUAAAACCUGCAGCUCUUGCAUUGCAGGCCCGUGCUAAUAGGAGGACGUGGGCUUUCUGAAGUGUGGAGUGACUGCAGGCCACAGCUUGGGGCCUCUGCUCUGGACACUGAAAUGUGAUCCCUGCUUGCGUAUCUUUGAGUUCCGCCCUAUUUCCCUCCCAACGCAGUUCAGAGCCGUGGCCUCUGUAGGAAAAUCAGUGACGAGGCUUCAGGAGGUGCUUCCCUCUGCAGAAAGGAUCCGCCUAAGACGUUUGCUCCCGUGACUGCAUAUCUAAGCCCCCUGCCCUGAGGGUGGCAACCUGGCAUUUGCUGUAGCAGGGUGGCUUGGUCUGGUAGGAUGCCUCUGGGGGAGAUUUUACAUGUGGCAAAGCACGAGGGCAGCCUGAAAGUGUGGGUUCUGCUUUUUUGCCUCUUUUAAAACAUUUUACCUGAUCAACAGAACUGUAUGUGUGUA
This is a messenger RNA of Caretta caretta (loggerhead turtle), 4349 nucleotides long. It is a transcript of the gene LMAN2L, whose product is annotated as lectin, mannose binding 2 like. NCBI's taxonomy places the organism in Eukaryota, Metazoa, Chordata, Testudines, Cheloniidae. Gene Ontology annotation, molecular function: D-mannose binding. The record is from RefSeq and is a predicted model, not a curated record. Gene Ontology annotation, biological process: endoplasmic reticulum to Golgi vesicle-mediated transport. Gene Ontology annotation, cellular component: Golgi membrane; endoplasmic reticulum membrane; endoplasmic reticulum-Golgi intermediate compartment.